Castor canadensis (American beaver) is the source of this 957-nucleotide messenger RNA. Its product is annotated as olfactory receptor 5G25-like. Gene Ontology annotation, cellular component: membrane. Gene Ontology annotation, biological process: G protein-coupled receptor signaling pathway. Lineage: Eukaryota; Metazoa; Chordata; Mammalia; Rodentia; Castoridae. Gene Ontology annotation, molecular function: G protein-coupled receptor activity; olfactory receptor activity. The record is from RefSeq and is a predicted model, not a curated record.
AUGAGUAACAGAAAUCAAACUAUGGUGACUGAGUUUGUUUUCAUGGGUUUAACAAAAUCCUUCCAGAUCCAAGUUGUCCUCUUCGUGACAUUUCUAGUUGUGUAUGUUGUCACUCUUCUGGGAAACCUGGGGAUGAUUGCUGUCAUCUGGGUGGAUUCCCGACUCCACACCCCCAUGUACUUUUUCCUCAGCCACUUGUCCUUUGUGGAUGCCUUCUCUUCUUCUGUUAUUGGUCCCAAAAUGUUGUCUGAUGUUUUUGUGGAGAAGAAGGUGAUCUCAUUCAUUGGUUGUGCUGUUCAGUUAUGUUUUUUCAGUCAGUUUGUAGUGACAGAAUGUUUCCUGCUAGCUUCCAUGGCAUAUGAUCGGUAUAUGGCCAUCUGUAAGCCCUUGCUGUAUACACUUAUUAUGUCCCAGCGGGUCUGUGUGCAACUGGUGGCAGGACCUUAUAUUAUGGGCCUUAUAAGCACUGCCACCCAUAUGACUUUUGCCUUUCGUCUACCAUACUGUGGUCCAAGUAUCAUCAAUCACUUUUUCUGUGACCUUCUUCCUGUUCUCUCCUUGGCAUGUGCAGAUACUCAGGUUAAUCAGUUUUUGCUUUUCAUCAUGGCUGGAGCCCUUGGAGUUCUCAGUGGAGUGAUCAUCCUGGUAUCCUACAUUUAUAUUGUCAUCACCAUCUUGAGGAUCCGCUCUGCUGAUGGGAGGCGCAAAGCCUUCUCCACCUGCUCUUCACACCUGACAGCUGUCUCUAUCCUUUAUGGGACUCUUUUCUUCAUCUAUGUUCGUCCAAGCUCUAGUUUCUCAUUGGAUAUCAAUAAAGUGGUGUCUUUGUUUUACACAGCAGUGAUUCCCAUGUUGAACCCACUUAUCUACAGUCUGAGAAACAAGGAGGUCAAAGAUUCAUACAGAAGAAUAUUUGAAAAGAAGUUUUGCUACAGUUUGGGAGAUAAAGCAUUAUAG